This is a messenger RNA of Spirometra erinaceieuropaei, 516 nucleotides long. The record is from the annotation of a GenBank genome assembly. NCBI's taxonomy places the organism in Eukaryota, Metazoa, Platyhelminthes, Cestoda, Diphyllobothriidea, Diphyllobothriidae.
AUGCGAUCCAUCCCACUCUCUCCCUCUCUCUCUCCCUCUCGCUUCCUUAGUGAUCUGGGUCACGCCGAUCAGUCUUGCACGGACACAGCUGCGUGGCAGCGUUUUUGGUGCCCAAACCAACACUGGGUCAUUCGGGACAUUUGCAACGCCUGUUUCGCAUGCUUGAAUGUCAAAAAUCCCAACCCAGCGUACCGCGCACCGCUGCAGCUCAUUAAGGUAGACUACCCAAACCAAAUCGUCGGUGUCGACUUAAUGGGUCCGAUGCCCCCUUCAGCCUUCGGAAAUCGCUAUAUCCUUGUCUUAAUAGACUUCUUCACCAAGUGGUACGAAGCCGUGCUCCUCUCAGAGGCUAACAUUAUUACGGUUGCCAAGGCCAUCUUUAGCGAGUGGUAUGCCGUCAUGGCAUUCCCCAGCAACUCCAUCCAGACCGUAGUGCUCAAUUCGAGUCGCGUUUACUGGGAAAACUUUGCGAACUCCUUCAUAUUCGUAAAUCACUUUCUACUCCUUGGCACCUGA